Messenger RNA from Gekko japonicus, 1821 nucleotides. RefSeq names its product glutathione synthetase (gene GSS). Gene Ontology annotation, cellular component: cytosol. Bases 96 to 1502 code for a protein of 468 amino acids. Lineage: Eukaryota; Metazoa; Chordata; Lepidosauria; Squamata; Gekkonidae. Gene Ontology annotation, biological process: glutathione biosynthetic process. The record is from RefSeq and is a predicted model, not a curated record. The transcript has 14 exons. Gene Ontology annotation, molecular function: glutathione binding; ATP binding; glutathione synthase activity.
CUGGUUCUCGGAUCCCGGAGAGUUGAGCGGUCGCGGUCGGGGACUUCCACGAGAGUGGUUUCAGUCCUCUAGAGACUUCUUUCUUAGCCUUUGUAAUGACUGCUCUUUGGGAAGAUAUUUUACAUAAUGACCAGCUCAUUCAGUACGUGGCCCCAAUUGCAGUGGAUGCAGCACUACUUGAAGGCGUUCUAAUGAGGACCAAAGAUGACCCCAAUGCAUCUGAUGUUGUGAAUUAUGCUCCCUUUACACUGCUCCCAUCUGUAGUACCAAGUGGCCUCCUUGAGCAAGCCUAUUCAGUGCAGCAAGAUUUUAAUCUACUUGUGGAUGAAGUUAGCCAAAAUACAGAAUUUCUGGAGUCCACUCUUGCCAGUACUGUCAAAGUGGAUAACUUCACAGCUCAGCUUUUUAAAAUCUACAAGCAAGUACUGAAAGAAGGAGUUGCUCAGUCUGUGGUUUUAGGAAUCAAUCGCUCUGACUACAUGUUUGAUCAUGGCGCAGAUAGCACUCCAGCUCUAAAGCAAGUAGAAAUCAAUACCAUUGCUGCCAGCUUUGGAGGACUUGCAUCACGGACUGCUGCAGUACAUCGUCACGUGUUGAAUGUUUUGGGGAAGUCCAAGGAAGCUUCAAAACUACUGACCAAUAAUCCAUCCAAAGGGAUCUCCAUGGGCAUUGCAAAAGCUUGGGAACUCUAUGGUUCAGACAGGGCAGUGGUAAUGUUCUUGGUUGAAGAAACUCAGAGGAAUAUUUUUGACCAACGCUGUGUAGAAAAUGAGCUGUGGAAGAGGAAUAUCCGGGUGAUCCGGCGGAGGUUUAAAGAUGUGUUUGAAAAGGCAUCUUUGGAUAAUGACAAGAGGUUACAUAUAGAUGGGGAAGAAGUUGCAGUGGUAUACUAUAGAGAAGGUUAUGUGCCAAAGAGUUACAAUAAACAGGGUGCUCUACCACUGAGCCACAGUCCCUAUCAGAUUAUUCUGGAUGGUUCUUCUUCCUCUUGGAGCAAUUUGUAUUCCAGAAAGUUCCCCAGAACACUGGAAAGGCUAUUGCCCAAUAAACCUGAAGCAGUAGCUCGAAUGAGAGCAACAUUCACUGGCCUCUACUCUCUGGAAAUGGAUGAAGAAGGCAACAAGAUGGUUGCCAUGGCCAUAGCUGAUCCAGAGCGGUUUGUUUUAAAACCUCAGCGGGAGGGAGGAGGGAACAAUCUCUAUGGUGCUGAGCUCAAACAAGUCCUAGAAAAGAUUAAAGACAGUCCUGAGAGGACCUCUUACAUUCUCAUGGACAAGAUAAAGCCUCUUCCUGCAUUGAAUUAUUUGCUAAGAGCUCACAGUCCACUGAAAAUAUCAGAAUGUGUGUCUGAAUUGGGCAUCUUUGGUGUUUACGUCCGGCAAAAUCAGGAUCUCAUAAUGAACAAACAUGCUGGUCACCUCUUGCGAACAAAAGCUGUAGAACAUGCAGAUGGUGGAGUAGCAGCUGGAGUAGCUGUUCUAGAUACUCCCUAUGUGAUAUGAAAUUGCAAUACCUCUUCAUCACCAGCAUCCUCACUGUGCUUGAAUUGAGACCUGUUUCUUUUGAGGGCAUGAUUGCCAAAUGGUGAAUAAUCAGAUCUACGGUUAGAAGCUCUCCCUCUCUGUCUUAACCCUAAGGCAAAAAGGUACCACAGUUGAACUGAUUUUCAAGUAACCCUUUCUUCUAUAUUUGAUAGUAAUGACAUCCAUUUGAUGACCUUCGUUGAUAACUGCUUCCCGCUUGGUGUACUUCAUGGGGCCUCUAAUCUCCUUUUUUUUGGUUCUGUGAUGUUGUCACAGCUCAGGUGGGGUGUCACCUGAU